AUGGAAGCAUUCUUUGUGGGCAGGGUCUACGCAGUCUCAGGCGGCGCUUCAGGGAUCGGGCUCGCGACAGUCAAAGCUCUCCUACGGUACGGAGCACGAGUCUCGGUAGCAGACAUCCGGAUCCCGGAAACACUACAAAGCGAACUAUGCGUCGUGGCCGCGGCCUUUAACGAAGAAGUCAAGAUCGACGAUGUGCUGCUUCUGCAGACAGUGGACGUGCGGUCGCGCGAUGCUGUCGAAACCUGGAUCGAUGACACGGUGUAUAAAUUCGGGGCUCUGGACGGGGCAGCGAACCUCGCGGGGACAAUCCCAAAGGACCAGAACGUCGGGACUAUCGAGACACAAUCGGACGAGGACUGGGAGUUUGUCUUCGGCGUCAAUGUCUACGGGGUCAUGAAUUGUUUGAGAGCACAGAUGAAGUAUAUCGGCAAGGAUGGGGCUAGGAAAGGUGGCAGCGUCGUCAACGCCGGCAGUGGGCUGAGUCUAGAGGGUCGAGCUGGCACCAGUGCUUAUACGGCCAGCAAGCAUGCUGUUUUGGGGCUGACGCGGUGUGUGGCGAAAGAGGUCGGUCCAAGAGGUGUCCGCGUCAACUGUAUCGCUCCCGGAUUCACGGAAACUCCGCUGAUGAAACAAUCACAGAGCAUCGAGGGAUCAGGCGAGAAGGAGGAUGCCUCGACCACUGCGCUGGGGAGGUUCGCUCAGCCGCAUGAGAUUGCAGACACUAUUGUAUAUCUCCUAGGCGACAGAGCCACCUUCGUUACUGGGACGGUCAUUUGUGCGGAUGGUGGAUGGCACUGUUAA
Messenger RNA from Exophiala aquamarina CBS 119918, 801 nucleotides. RefSeq lists its product as uncharacterized. Lineage: Eukaryota; Fungi; Ascomycota; Eurotiomycetes; Chaetothyriales; Herpotrichiellaceae. The record is from RefSeq and is a predicted model, not a curated record. The coding region runs from base 1 to 801 and encodes 266 amino acids. The transcript is spliced from 2 exons. Gene Ontology annotation, molecular function: oxidoreductase activity.